Helianthus annuus (common sunflower) is the source of this 899-nucleotide messenger RNA. RefSeq lists its product as uncharacterized. Lineage: Eukaryota; Viridiplantae; Streptophyta; Magnoliopsida; Asterales; Asteraceae. The record is from RefSeq and is a predicted model, not a curated record. The transcript is spliced from 2 exons.
GGCAAGUGACUCAAGCCAGAAGGACCCCACGGGCUUAAAAAGCGCAGACCAAAAGCCAGCCAGGGACCCCAUUCGGCCUUAAUCUGUCUAAUAUCUAUCUAUAUAUCAUCUAUUACUUCGAAUGGUCUAUUUAUACAGCCACUGCCCACAUGGCCAAAGCAUACACUCAUCUACACCCUAUAUAAAGUCCUCUUCUUCUUCUUGCAUAAUCACUCAACAAGUCAAUACAGAAAUAACAUAAGUCAAUAAAAUCACAAACAAAAAUGGGUUACUGGUCAGCUGCAAACGCCACGGAAGCAUACAUCAAAACCAUGAAAAUGGGUAAGAGAGCAAACGAACCGGAUGGAGCUGAGUUCAUCUCAGCAAUUGCAGCGGGAAACAACGCUCAAUUCAUGGUGGUUGCAUGUGCGGCCAUGGCUGGUUCCACCACCUUAGGUAUCAUUGCGGCAUCUCAUCAAACAGGUGGUAGGCUUGUUUGCAUUGUGAAGGGGAUUGGACAACUUGAGUCCUCCAAGCAAGUCCUUAACUCAGACACCUACCGGGUUGAAUUCGUAGUCGGAAAUGCUGAAUCUCUGUUGUCAAAUGAAUACAAAUCCGCCGAUUUUGUGGUCAUCGACUGUAACCUAGAGAAUCAUUAAGGGAUUCUUGGGGCCAUACAAAGCAACAGAGAAAAGAGAACGAUUGUGUUGGGGUGUAAUGCAUAUUGGAAGGAUUCACGGGUGUGGAGCAGAUCAAACGGUCAUUUGCUGCCGAUUGGAGAAGGGUUGCUGAUGAGGAGAGUUCCCGGAAAGUGUGAAAACAGUGGUGGGAGGCGGAGACAUUGGGUGGUUAAAGUUGAUAAAUGCACAGGCGAUGAGCAUGUUUUUCGGAUCAAAUCAGCAGGUGGCAAAGUUGUAUAA